Messenger RNA from Photinus pyralis (common eastern firefly), 888 nucleotides. RefSeq lists its product as uncharacterized. NCBI's taxonomy places the organism in Eukaryota, Metazoa, Arthropoda, Insecta, Coleoptera, Lampyridae. The coding region runs from base 1 to 888 and encodes 295 amino acids. The record is from RefSeq and is a predicted model, not a curated record. The transcript has a single exon.
AUGGCAGAGUUCUGUAUCGCGUGCUGCGGCAAGUCAACGAGGAACAAUAUUUUGCAUAGGUGUAAUGCUUGUGAUAGCCUAUGGCAUGCCAAAUGUGCGGGCUUAUCUACAGAGGCCGUUCCCUCAGAUUGGUUAUGUAAUGCGUGUGGUGAGCCAACUUUAAAAGACAUAAUGAAAGAACUAAGAGCACUAAGCGCAAAAAAUUCUUUUAUUACCGAAAAAAUCAGUGCGUGCCAAAAAUCUAUUGAAGAUGUGAAAACCUCCUUACAUGUACAAGAAGUUAAGGUGCAGGAGUAUAUUAAUAUUACUGAAAAUCUACGUAGCCAAAACGCGUCUUUGAUAUCACAAGUGUGUCAAUUAACAAGUAAAGUUAAUCAGCAAGAACAGUAUUCUAGAGCAAAUACCCUUGAACUGCACGGUAUACCAGUAGCUCCUCAUGAGGAUAUCCUAAAAAUUGUCAUUUCGGUCGGCAAUGCAGUUAAUUUCAAAAUUACGCCAACUGUGGUGGAUGUUGCGCAUCGUCUGCGACCUCGCGAUAACAACACAAACAGACCCAGUGGUAUCAUUAUCAAAUUCGUGCGGCGUUAUGAUAAAGAAGGCUUUCUGAGAGCAGUGAAAUCGCGAAAGAACUUUAGCAGUCAUGACCUCACCGAUAAUGCAUCACUUUUGGAACUUCCCAGUAGCCAGAUAUUCGCGGUGGAAUCUCUAUCGCCCUAUAAUAAGCAGCUGUUCCAUCAAUGCAGGCAGUUCAAAAAGGAUCAUGCUUUUAAAUAUUUAUGGACGAAAAACGGUAGGAUUUUUCUACGUAGAGCUGACGGUGAAAAUGUCUCCAUAAUAUCCAAUGAAGACGAGCUCAAGAAGUUGUGGAGAGGAAAAGGAGCUCCCUAA